AUGUCAUCUACGCAAACCGUACAGACCACAUCGCCAGCAGGCUGCUGGAUCAACGAUUUUAUCGUUGACGAAGAGGCCCGCGAGUUUGACUUGAACCUGGAACGAGCAAUCUCGGAAUCCGACGCUAUAUCAUCUUCAGCUUCGGCACAAGAGCAAAAAUGCACAUGGAAGGGGGUCCCGAUUCAACCCGCUAUGAUCAAAAACGAGUAUAAUCGCAAUGACCAGCUGGCAUUUGCUUGCGAACCAGAUCACCAGGACAUCAUGCCCACCAUAACCGUCGGCGGCGCAGGAGACCUGUCUCGCUCCGAAGAGCCCUACUACGCGCACCAUCAAGAUGGGAAACGGUGGGCGUUCACCCAUGAUUCCGCUGGGAAUCUAUACUACCCACCGGUCCAGCCCUACCCUCCAACACUGCCCCCAGAUUACAACGACGGAUACCCGACGCCCGUGACCCCGGGCUCGUCCACGCAAGUCGCAUCCGUUAAGCCGCUACCAGCACAGAGGACCGGCGGGAACCCUCUCCCUUUUGUGAUCCCGGCGCUACCUCCUCCGCCUCGGCGCAAAACCCGGAUAUUUACGGCGCCAUACCAUAUGGAUGAUACUGCUUGCGGACAAGCCCCUUACGGCAACACAUCUCGAAAGUCCGGGCCCUAUAAAACUCACCAAAAAGCGCAAUCACAUGAAAAAGUUUUCAGAUGCGAGGCGCUUGGCUGCCAAGCCAAUUUCCGUCGUUCUCAUGACAUGAAGCGGCACUAUCGCUCGAUUCAUACUGACAUUAAACCGUUCACCUGCGGGUCAUGCGACAAGCACUUCGCACGCAUGGACGCCUUAAAACGGCACACUUCCCGCGUCACUUCGGCAUGUUACCGAGAAAUACGAGACAUUGACGUUAUCACCAUCGAUUCAGCAGGGAAAUGCUCGCGUUGA
Fimicolochytrium jonesii is the source of this 927-nucleotide messenger RNA. RefSeq lists its product as uncharacterized. The transcript has 2 exons. The record is from RefSeq and is a predicted model, not a curated record. Lineage: Eukaryota; Fungi; Chytridiomycota; Chytridiomycetes; Spizellomycetales; Powellomycetaceae. The coding region runs from base 1 to 927 and encodes 308 amino acids.